This is a messenger RNA of Penicillium mononematosum, 1476 nucleotides long. RefSeq lists its product as uncharacterized. NCBI's taxonomy places the organism in Eukaryota, Fungi, Ascomycota, Eurotiomycetes, Eurotiales, Aspergillaceae. The coding region runs from base 1 to 1476 and encodes 491 amino acids. The record is from RefSeq and is a predicted model, not a curated record. The transcript is spliced from 5 exons. Gene Ontology annotation, biological process: transmembrane transport; carbohydrate transport. Gene Ontology annotation, molecular function: carbohydrate:proton symporter activity. Gene Ontology annotation, cellular component: membrane.
AUGGCCGAUGUACCUACCCAAGAAAUGGAAUCCAAUCCAUUCGAAAAAUGGUGGAAAGAUCUUGGUAUUCGCAAGUUACUGGCAUGGCAGGCCACCAUCCUUGUGUCCCAGAUGACCACUGGCUAUGAUGAAAGCGUUGUCGGGAGUUUUCAAUCAAUGAAGCCCUGGACUAAAGAUAUGGGAAAUCCCAAUCCAUCUAGGAUAGGACUCAUAACAUCUAUCGUCUUCGUUGGUGGUUUUGUUGGGGCUCUGGUAGCCUCCCUCACGGCCGACCAUUUCGGACGACGCGUAGGCAUGUUUGUUGGAGCAAGUCUGACAUUUGUGGGCACAAUCCUCCAAACAGCCGCACAAAACUCUGAUAUGUUUAUUGGUGGUCGUUUUUUGAUUGGAUUUGGAAUUAGCUUCACUUGUGUUGCUGGACCAUCGCUGCUCUCCGAGCUGGCCCAUCCCGCAAUGCGUGGCAUAAUAUCCUGCUUGUUCAACGUACUUUGCUGGUCAUGGCGUCUUCCAUCCCUCAUUCAAGGGGUUCCCGCACUAUUUGUCAUGAUAUCCGUCCUUUGUGGCUUGCCUGAAAGUCCCCGAUGGCUUUGUGCAAACCAGCGAGGCGAAGAAGCCCGGCAGCUACUUGCAAAGUACCACAGCAACGGAAAUGCCGACUCGGCUCUUGUGAUAAGUGAGAUGAAAGAGAUACAAAUACUCUUGGAGGCUGAAGCAGCAGCCCGAAAGAGUGGUCAAAAUAGCUGGGGUACUCUCUACCGGUCGCCAGCAAACAGGAAAAGGAUUGCGCUGGUAGUUACGGUUGCCCUCAUAGCACUCUGGAACGGCCAGGGUGUAGUUUCAUACUAUUUCAGUCCAAUUUUGACCAGUGUCGGUAUCACUUCUACAACUCAACAGACUGGCAUCAACGGUGGCUUGCAGAUAUGGAACCUACUCUGCUCCCUGGCAGGAGCUUUACUUGCGGACCGAAUCGGGAGACGGACCCUCUGGUUGAUCUCCUUCAUUGGAAUGAUCCUAGUCAACAUCCCAUUUACUAUAUCAUCCGCCAUGUAUGCACAACAUGGGUCCAAAGGCGCCUCGUUUGCUGUUGUUGUCCUUCUUUUCCUUUACAACGCGACCUUUAACUUGGCCAAUAACCCCCUUAUUUAUUGUUAUCCGACCGAGAUUCUGCCAUUUUCUAUCCGGGCCAAAGGAUUAGGAAUCCAAGUGGCUGUCUCGCAAGCAGCUCUCACUAUUAACCAAUACGUGAAUCCAAUUGCACUAGACAGCAUUGGAUUUUAUUACUACAUAUUUUACCUGGGGAUACUCAUCCUUAGCACUUUGAUCAUAUUCUUCACGUUUCCAGAGACCAAAGGCAAGACGGAGGUUGAACUCGCAGCUCUUUUUGAGGAUAGCAAGUCAACCACAUAUAUCCAACGCUCGAGAGCUUGGAGACAGGAAUGGAAACCAUGCCAGAAUCUCACAAAGGAGGCAUUCUAG